AUGCCUGUUUUUCCAAAAUAUAUUGUUCUAUCAUUGUUUAGACGCAAUAUUUCACAAAGUAUUUUUAAUGCUACAAGUAUAAAAAAUAGUGCUUCAUGGUGGAUACAUCAAAAAUCAAACACAAGAUACUUUCACUAUAAUAUAAAUAAACUCUCUUUGGAAUACUUCAGGCCAAAGAAUAUCGAUAUACGAACAUAUUCUGUACCUUUGAAUGCGUCAUAUAUAUCAAUCAAAGAUGAAAGUCGUGAAUUAAUGGCUGUUUGGCCUGAUAUUGUUCGUGAUCUUACCACUACUAAAUGUCAUAAUGAUAUGCCAGAUGUUGCAAAAUGGCUGGCAAAGGUAUUGCAAUAUAAUGUUCCUGGUGGAGGGAAGCACAGAGCGUUAAUGGUUGUACAAGCAUAUAAAUCUUUUGCUUCUCCGGAUCAAUUAACGGAAGAAAAUCUUCGUUUAACCCGUAUUCUAGGCUGGUGCGUAGAACUGUUACAAGCGUUCCUCAUUAUGGCCGAUGAUAUUGAAGAUGGUGGAAAAAUACGACGAAAUCAACCAUGCUGGUAUCUAUGCAAUGGUAUUGGUUUGAAAGCAGUUAAUGACAGUGUAAUGUUAGAAAUGUGUUUAUAUGAACUUCUUAAGAAACACUUUAAGACGAAAGAAUGUUAUUUAGAUGUUAUAGAACAAUUUUUAUCAAUUACAUUUAAAACGGAAAUGGGUCAAUGUCUAGAUUUAAUAUCAACAAAUUUUGGAAAUAAAUCGAAUUUAAGUCUUUUUACUAUGGAUAAGUAUAAUGCUCUUGUAAAGCAUAAAACAGCUUACUAUACGUUUGUGUUACCAGUCACUCUUGCUAUGAGUUUUGCUGGUAUAAAAGAUCCAGAAAUGUAUAGACAAGCAAAAACAAUCUUGCUAGAAAUGGGUCAUCUUUUUCAAGUACGAGACGAUUAUUUAGAUUGUUAUACUGAUGUGAAAAGCAGUGGAAAACUGGGUACCACGGAUAUAGCAGAAGGAAAAUGUUCGUGGCUUAUUACUGUAGCUUUGCAACGUGCUACACCAGAACAAAGGAAAGUUUUGGAGGAAUGCUAUGGAGACUCUGAUCCAGAAAAAAUAAAUCGUGUGAAACAACUUUAUCAGGAGAUAGGUAUACCAAAUACUUACGCUAUCUAUGAAGAAGAAACACAUAAUUUAUUAAAUACGCAUAUACAACAAAUAUCUCGUGGACUUCCACAUGACUUUUUCUUGAAGACCCUUAAUAGAACGUGUGUUAUUUCUCUGCCAUGUGUUUUUAAUAAACUAAAUUGUUCUCCUCCUUUUAAGCUUUUCGAUAAUGAAUCUGAUACAGAAAAAUAUACAUCUUUUGAUACUUCCACAGGUGGAUUUUCAAUCGGGCCUUCGAUAUUACAUUUAUUUUUCUUUUUUUUUUUAAUAUUUUUGGUUUCUAUUUCAGAUUUUUCUGUAUUAAUUUCAUAUUCUUUAUGAUCAUUUUCUGUGGGAUCAUACCUGAUCAUUCUUUUUCUGAAAAAUUAGAAAAAUAUAAUGUAAUUUAGAAAAAUAUAAUAUAUAAAUGUAAGUAAUUAGUAUUCAUUCAUAAUUCUAGUAUUAUGAUUAGAUAUGUAACAUUAUGAUUACGAUUUGUUUUAUUCGUACUUCGAAAAUUUUACAUUUUUAUUUGUAUCUUUAUUCUUUGAAGCAAUUGGUACUCCUAAAAUAUUUUCUAAAAUAUCUAAUUGUAAUUCCUUUUCCUUCUGUAGGUCAAUUUCAUUGUCAUUUACAUUAAUAUCUGUAUUUGUUUUUUGACCAUCAUCCAUGAAGCGUUUGUCAAGCUUGAACCGUUCAUCAGUAAUAUUAUUUCCAAGAUACUAGAAAUAAUCAAUUAAUGUUAAUUAUCUAAAUGUUUAUAAAAUUUAUUUAUUUAUAGAUAUGUAUAAGUACUUCACUUUCUCUGUGAAAUUUUUGUUACUAUCAAAUUUAUGGUUAUCCCACACUGGUUCAUUAUCAUUUCUGUCAUCAUCAGCAUCAUCAAAUAAGUCACGUUUUUUCUUUUUUGCUUUUUCUCUGAUUUUAAAUUGUUCUAUGUCGUUAAUGUCAUUAUCAUCAAAUAUUAUUUUAUUUUUAUUCGUGUUAUUGUCCUAUAAAAUUAGGUAUUCACAAACAUGGUAUAAAAACAAAUAUUGACAAAACAGAAUUAAUUAAAACAUACUUACCAAAUUCUUCAGUGCAUUUUGUACUGCCAAUUCUUUGGCUCUAAAAAUUUGUUUCUUACGUUUUAAUGAUUCUAAUCGCUUCUUCUCUGAUGUAUCAAUUCCAUUCAUUUUUAUUUCUCUUUUAUCCUCAAGUUUUAAAAACUUUUUGUUUUUACAAAUGUUGUUUUAGGUUGAUAGAUUAA
Messenger RNA from Heterotrigona itama, 2374 nucleotides. NCBI's taxonomy places the organism in Eukaryota, Metazoa, Arthropoda, Insecta, Hymenoptera, Apidae. The record is from the annotation of a GenBank genome assembly.